AUGUUCAAGAAUACAAUUUUUGGACCAUAUUUAAACAUUUCAAAAUGUAAUUUUCAAGGUCAGAUUACUAAGUGGCUAUUGUUGUUGGAGGUGCAACAUGAGAACAAAGACUUGUUGCAUGUUCGACAUGCUAACGGGACUGUAUUGCAGUUUAGUAUCAAGGAUUUUGCCAUUGUAACUGGCCAUAAAUGCAAAGGAAAUGCUAAGGAUUUUUCAUACCCGAAAUCCACUACGAGCCAGUUAUUACAAAGAUAUUUCUCUGAUGCAACUGCAGGUAUAACCAAAAGUCGUUUGAUUCAACGUUUUCAAAUGAGCAAUUGGGAGACCACACAGGACGUCGUCCAGAUGGCAAUCUUAUACUUUGUCCAUACAUUCAUGUUAUGUCAACUUGGUGAGACCUCGAUACGGAUCGAAGAAUUUCUAAUGAUCGAAGAUGGCAGGUAUGAAUUGUAUCCUUGGGGUCAGAUUGCAUUCGAUAAGCUAAUUAUAUCACUCUAUCGUUUAUUUGGUAUGUCGUAUGCACUCAAUGUAUGGAUUUACGAAUGUGCAUCUAGUCUAAAUCCAGAGUUUGUUGUUAAAGUAGCGAGUGAUAUUCCCAGGAUUUGUAAUUUGAGGGUCGUGGCUGUAAAGCCAAAAUUUGAAACGUUUAUGUCUAGCAUUUUCUCCGAGAAUGCAUGUUCAAACAUUGUACCAACACCAGACGAAGUGGAAGCCCUUGAUUUACCCGAUAUUCAAGUUGCUCAUACUCCUGGACCCUCCACAAUAGCAGUUGAUGCAAAGAAAGUUCAAACAAAAGAUAGUUCAGGUUUUGAGGAUUUUUCAACAAGCCCUCAUGGGUAUUUGUUUAGGAGAUCAUCACGUGUAUUUGGUACAUCAUCUCCACCACCACCCAAAAGGAGAAAGAAAAUCGAUACAUCUAAAACAAAGUUGUCGGAACCUAAAUCAUCAGAGCAGCUAAGGCCGCCAAUAAACCAGUCAUUCUUAAUGCCAGAUGAAGCACCUACCCCGGCUGCUAUAUCUUUUGUCCACGUCUCUUCACAAGGUCAAAAAGAUAAGUCUGUAUAUCCCGAUAUUGAAGAACUGAAAUAA
Messenger RNA from Solanum verrucosum, 1089 nucleotides. RefSeq lists its product as uncharacterized. The record is from RefSeq and is a predicted model, not a curated record. Bases 1 to 1089 code for a protein of 362 amino acids. The transcript is spliced from 2 exons. Lineage: Eukaryota; Viridiplantae; Streptophyta; Magnoliopsida; Solanales; Solanaceae.